Molecule: messenger RNA, 3302 nt
Organism: Poecilia reticulata (guppy)
Lineage: Eukaryota; Metazoa; Chordata; Actinopteri; Cyprinodontiformes; Poeciliidae
Gene: tmem179ab
Product: transmembrane protein 179a, genome duplicate B
Source: RefSeq, a predicted model, not a curated record
AGCGGUUCAUCGCAUACGGUCUGGAUGCAGAUGGAGAGCCCCGAAGGCCUCUGCCCACUCAUUAAUUUGCUGCACAGUUCGUCCUCGGAUGCUGCGCCUCCGCUCGUCUCUGCUUCCACUGCGCAGCCGCACUUUCUCCGGCGGGCAGCAGGCAGAGGCGUCAGACGGGAAAAUGGCCCUCGACAAUCUGAUCUUCGUUCAGUGCAUCCUCUACUUUCUGGCCUUCGUGUUCGGCUUCAUCGCCGUGGUGCCGCUGUCGGAGAACUCGGAGGACUUCGGGGGGAAAUGUCUGCUGUUCACCCGUGGAAUGUGGCAAAACGAGAACAUCACCGUGUCGAAGCAGCGUUUCAUCGUGGAGGAGUGGGGACCCGAGUGCUCCUGCAGCUUCAUCACUUUUAUCGGGAUUGCAUCCCUCAUCCUAUCCGCAGUGCAGGCAUGGAGGCUGCUGUUCUUUUUGUGCAAAGGACACGACGACAGCUCAUUUUUCAAUGCCUUCCUCAACCUGAUGAUAAGCUCCCUGGUGAUGUUCACCAUCUUCCUGUCCAGCACCAUUGUCAGCGUGGGUUUCAAUCUGUGGUGCGAUGCCGUCACUGAGAGUGGGACCAUGCCUAACAGCUGUGAGGAGCUGCAGGACACGGACCUUGAACUCGGCGUGGACAAUUCUGCCUUCUAUGACCAGUUCGUAAUAGCUCAGUUUGGCCUCUGGGCUGCCUGGCUGUCCUGGCUUGGGAUCACAGUGUUAGCCUUCCUGAAGGUCUACCAUAACUACAGACAGGAGGAUCUGCUCGACUCCCUGAUCCACGAGAAGGAACUGCUGCUCAGCCGCUCUUCACGCUGCAGCUCUGACCUCAAAACUGGCCUGAUCUAGAAACUACAACUCUCUCAUCUCUGCCCCCUACAGUGCUCGUCACAAGUUCACAUACGCUCGACAUCCACAUGGAUCUCGUUUUAGAUAUUAAUGAUGCAUUUCAACCGUUUUUAUGGUGGGCUGAUAAUACAGCAAACAACUUCACUGAAUUUCAUAAACAAUUGCAUCCACGAGUUAUCUAUUGGUCAAAAUGCCAGGUUGGGUUGUAGAGAUGUUAAAUUCUGGCCUUAACUUUUCACUACUGUUGUGGAGAAAAAUAAAAAUUUGCCAAGCUUUAAAUCACUCAAUCAGGUUUAUUUAUGUGCUGAACAAAAACAAGCCAGAAUGCUCUCAUUAAAAGCUCCAUAUUUGUUUUAUUUUUUUCCAAGGACAAGACAGUGGAGAGACUGUCUGCCUCAUGCAGCUGCAGCAAGACAACAUCGAACCUUGGUUGUGUAACCCAGACUGGUUCAUUUGGUGACAGUUCAUUAGCAUUUAGAAUAAAGACAUAACAUUGCUCUUAGCUGAAUCGGUAGACUUCUUUAAAGUCGUUGGUUUCUCAGACCCAACACAGCUUUUAAAUGUAAUAAAUGUAUUUUCAGAAUAUUUUAAAGUCAGUACUUUUCAAAAUUGUAAUGCUAGUUUAUUUAGCCCAAAGCCUUUUAAACCUAAAAAGGGGCUACCCAGACUAGCUUUGGAAUAGAUAAAGCAGGCUAACAUCAUUCUUUUGAAAAGUACUCAACUCUAAUAUUUUGUAAAAGUGUGUCCUUCCCUUAAAAUCAGGGAUGUCACACCAACAAAUUUAAAUGAGCUCUAUUAGUUUUGAACCAGAAUUCAGAAAAUCUUUUCUGUUGUCCACUAAAAGUCAUCAGCGUGUGACUAACCAAGGGAGUUUUAACUAAACUGUAUCAGGAAUUUAUGUUUAUAUUUGAGUUCAUAUCUUUAAUUAUAAACAUACGUUGAUUUAAGCAAACACGCAGUCAGAAUUCUUGUUUUAAAAUUCAGUGUAGUGAGUUGUUGUAACACCGGUUUAGCAUAAAAAAAAAAAAACAUUUGAAAUGCACAACUAAAAACCAAAUUAAAUAUGAAAGUUGUUGUGAGUUUAUGUAAACCUACUUGUGACCAGAACUGUAGGUUCUCAUCUCUGCCAUAAGAUUCACCAACGUUUGCCUGUGGAGACAAUCAAAAUGAAUUGGCUUCUGCUUUACAUUGUCAUAGAAUCAAAUCAAAUGGAUCAUUUUCUUCCUUGGAUGAAACUCAGACAAAAAACUGCAGGUUUUAAUCACUGCUUAUUGAUUACAAACCAAGCCAACUAUUUACCUGAAAUAUAUACUUGAGUUUUCUUCAACUCUUAAUUUUCUAGCCACUCAGUAUUUAUGAGCUUGUGGAAAUUAUUUAUUUAUUUAUUUAUUUUUUAAAUCAUAUUUAUUUGUAAAUUUUUUUGCAUGGUACCCAGUGCAUGACAAGCUGAGCGGGUGGUUUUAGAUAUAAAGAGGUGUAGUUAUUAUUUUCUGGUCGUCUCUAGAUUAACGUUCUCCUUAGGUAGGCUUUUGUUGUGAAAAGGCACAUCUUGGUGAACUGAGACUCAUUUGCAUGCGUAAGCAAAGUAGAUCAAUCUGCGCUUUUGCAGUGUGUUUACACAGCAGCUACCAAGAGUUGUGUAUGAUAAACUGCAACUCAAAGCAUUAAUAUAUUUAGCAGCUAGGCCAAAAGAGCUUUUAGCAUCAGUGAGAUAUAAAACAGAUUUUAUGAUGUGCUGUUUAGCGACUGAGGCUUCUUCUUCUCACUUAAUAGGCUACAAAAACAAUAUAUUAUACUGCUGUGACAUAUGUAUGUAUACCUGCAUGCAUUCCUGUGGCUAUUACAUCACAUCCUCUAUUGGUCAGGAAGAGCACAACCAAGUUAUCUAAUUUUGAUAGGCAAUGACAGUUUUAUUCAAAACAAUAGAGAACAUAAAACAAAAGGAACUAAGAAAACCCUCUAUAAAGGCACUUUUUCCAAAGUGACCAUAAAUGUUCAGACAACAGUAAAAAGCAGCUAAGUGUGCAUAUACAGGACGUGGGUUUACUGGGAAUCAUUUUAUUGCUAAUGACAAUUUAGUUUGACAGUAUGGAGUUGUGGGUGUUAUCUUUUUUUUGUUUUGUUUUUUGUUUAUUUCUUCUGUGCAGGUGUUGAUUUGCCAUAUUGCUUCAAAAUUAAAAUGUGAGAUCUCCACAAUCAAACAGGAUCAUGAUGAUUUCCCUGAAACCUGUCAUACAGACAGCACUGUUCUGUCACUGUCUUAUUGCUCAUAACAAGAGGUAUGUUGGAUGUGCAUCACUGUGCCCUUUGAUUCCUAUAUAACCCAUUUGUGUGCAAGUUUGGCUGCUUUUUUUUAAUUUCUUUGCUUCAUUCGAUAAAUGAAUUCAUAUAUAACUCAUAUCUACAAUAAAUUCUGUAUCUGGUUCUGAUAUAA